This is a messenger RNA of Solanum stenotomum, 1195 nucleotides long. RefSeq names its product origin of replication complex subunit 4. The transcript has 15 exons. Gene Ontology annotation, biological process: DNA replication; DNA replication initiation. The record is from RefSeq and is a predicted model, not a curated record. Gene Ontology annotation, molecular function: DNA replication origin binding. Gene Ontology annotation, cellular component: nuclear origin of replication recognition complex; nucleus. Bases 55 to 1104 code for a protein of 349 amino acids. Lineage: Eukaryota; Viridiplantae; Streptophyta; Magnoliopsida; Solanales; Solanaceae.
AACUCAGCUCUACUUCUUGGCCCUCGUGGUUGCGGAAAAGUUGCGAUUUUAGAGAUGGUUAUCAAGGAUUUACUGCAAGAAUAUCCAGACACGAUCUGUGUGAUUAAACUGAAUGGACUAUUGCAUAGCGAGGACAAUUGUGCUUUGAAGGAAAUUGCAAGGCAGUUAUGUAUAGAAAAUCAAUUGGUUUUCUCAAAGAUGGCAUCAUUUGACGAUAACUCCCAGUUUGUGAUAGCCAUGUUAAGGGAAUGUGGAUUGGCACAUAAAACAAUUAUCUUUGUGUUGGAUGAGUUUGACCUUUUUACACAGGGUAAACAACGAUUACUCUAUAGCUUGCUAGAUGCAAUGCAGUCUGUAACUUCACAAGCUGUUGUCGUUGGUGUGAGUUGUAGAUUGGAUGCUGAUCAACUCUUAGAGAAGAGAGUAAGGUCUCGUUUCUCGCAUAGAAAGCUGUUGUUCCUACCCCCUUCGCGGGAAGACUUGCAAAAAAUUUUGCAGCAUGCUUUACUACUGCCAACAGAGUCAAGCCUUCCUCCUCACUAUGUAGCUGCUUAUAACAAAAAGCUUCUUAAUACUUUGUCGGAUGACAAAUUCAAAGACAUCAUUGAUUCAUUAUGCAAUUUUGAUGCAACCUUUAACCAUCUAUUGAGAUUUCUGUUUGCUUCUGUGUGCCAUAUGGAUACAAAAUCUGGAUUUUUAUCACUUGAUAACUUUAAAACAGCACUAUCAAGUAUUCAACGGCAACCCAAGUUGGAAGCCUUGCAAGAUUGCUCCAUUUUAGAGCUAUAUAUACUUGUUUGCUUGAGGAGGUUGGAAGGCAAAGAGCAAGAGACAACUAACUUCAAUUCAGUAAUGAAAGAGUAUAAAGACGUACAUAAUUCGUUCCAAACAACAGACUAUUAUGCACGGAAUGUAUGCCUACGGGCAUUUGAACAUCUUUUACAACGUCAAUUGAUCUCCUUGGUUGACAACAGAGGGCACAGCCAAUCUGUUGAGUUUCGUCCGGUGAGGCUUUUGAUCUCAUCACAUGAACUACAUCAGGGACUGAAAGCAUACCGUUCCUGUCCAGCAAUUCUUCAUAAACUACUUGACCUUGCAGUGUGAAGUCAAAGCCCCAUAUGUUGUAUUAUUUCAUCAGAUUUUUUUUUUUUUGUAAAAUUAGAGUAAUUUUAAUAUAAAAAGAAUUCUACAAUUU